Entrophospora sp. SA101 is the source of this 1284-nucleotide messenger RNA. Lineage: Eukaryota; Fungi; Glomeromycota; Glomeromycetes; Entrophosporales; Entrophosporaceae. The record is from the annotation of a GenBank genome assembly.
AUGAAAAGGUCGAAAGCAAUAACUUUAAGAAUUAAAAAUACACAAGGUCAAACUAUAGUUGGAGUACUUGAAAGAAAAUUUGAUGAAAUUAAUCGAAACAAACUUGGAAUUAUUUGUCAUGGAAUUUUAGUAAAGUUAGCCAAAGUGCUACCAUUUGAUACAUUUCGAUUAGAUUUUCGUGGAAAUGGAGAAAGUGAUGGAGUACCCAAAUUUUCAAAUAUUGAAGAAGACGCAGAAGAUAUAAUUACAGUUUACAAAUACUUGGAAAAAGUAUAUGGUUAUUCAUUAUAUACAUUAAUAGGACAUUCAAGGGGAGCACUAGCAGCGUUAUAUUAUGCAUCAACCAUAAAUUUAAAUAUUCCAUAUUUGGUGCUAAUAUCAGGACGUUUUAGGAUGCAAAGUUUAAUCCAACGAUUUAAUAAUGAACAGUUGAGAGAUUUGGAGAAAAAAGGAUGGACUAACUGGACUUCAAUAAAAAAUGGUAAAGGUUUUGCAAUGAAAAUUACCAAAAAAGAAUUUGAUCAUUGGAUGAAUUGGGAUACUACUACUCUUGGCAAAAUUCCUAACUCAACAUCUGUACUAGUGAUUCAUGGAACAGCCGAUGAAGUAGUACCAGUUGAAGAUUCAGCAAUCUACAAUAAUAUAAUUCACAAUAGUACACUAAGGCUGAUAUCAGGGGCUACACAUAAUUUUACAAGGCAUAAAAAAGAAAUAGUUAAUAUUAUCAAUAAAUAUUUUUCACAAGAAUAUCAAUCUUUCAACUUUUUGUAUAAAAAUCAAUGGAUCAGUCAUAUACCUAGAUACAUUCAAAUUGAUGGUGUUAGCAAUUUUAGAGAUUUAGAAAGAUAUGUUUUUAGAUGUGGAGAAGAAAUAGAAGGUAUAACACGUACACAUGUCCCAGUAUUUAAAGAAAUAGAUUUUUCACCUCAAGAAGUAUAUGAACGAUCAAAAUUAUAUGUGAAUGGAUAUGUUGGUUAUGCAAAAGCAUAUUUAGCAAUUCUGGAAGAAGGCAAAGAAGCAUAUCGUCAAAUAUUUUUAAAUGUGUUGAAUAAACCAGAUAUUCCAUUUGCAGUACAUUGUAAAGCAGGUAAAGAUCGUACAGGAGUAUUUGCAAUGUUAAUAUUGAAAUUAUGUGGCAUAAAUGAUGAAAUUGUUGCUAGGGAAUAUGAAAUAACUGAUUUCAAUACCAGAGGCAUUUAUACCCAAAAAUUCAAAUACUAUGACAAAUAUACUGACAGUUACUACAAUGAAGAAGAAAUUAGAUCAAUGUUAUCUGCAAGGUAA